UCGAACGCCUUUUAUGCAUCCUGAGCUUUCCUCCGAACUAGAACUAAACGGUUCACACCAUUAAGAACAAUGAUUCUAAUUCUUAUCGAAUUCCUUGUUCUCAUCACCCUCUAUCAUAUUCCUGCCGCCAAUACUGCGUCUCUUCUCGCCAAUGAGACCGACUACCGAGCAUUACUGGCCUUCAAAGCACGGAUAACUUCGGAUCCGUUCAAUGCCCUCAGCUCUUGGAAUGACUCGGUCCACUUCUGUUCAUGGAAGGGAGUAACCUGUGGGAGUAGGCAUCCUCGAGUGACCAUACUUGAACUCGCAUCACUUGGAUUGGCAGGUUCGUUGUCUCCUCAGAUUGGGAACCUUACUUUCCUCCAAAGGCUUAACCUCAGUGGGAAUGCCUUCGAUGGGGCAAUUCCCGAAGAGAUCAGUAAGUUGUCGAGGCUGCAGAUCAUUGCUCUGGCCAACAAUUCCCUUGUAGGAAAGCUGCCAAGAAAUCUGACAAUUUGCAAGAACCUCUUGUACAUAAUCUUGCAUGGAAACAAUCUCGAAGGGCAACUUCCGGACACCCUCAGCUCCCUUGGGAAACUUAUAGUGUUAUCACUAUCCACUAAUGGCUUCACCGGAAGCAUCCCGCGUUCACUAGGCAAUCUCUCCUCACUUAACCAUCUUUAUUUAGCUCGAAAUUACUUUGAAGGAAGUGUGCCAUCCGAACUUGGGCAGCUGUCCAACUUAGCAUACAUUUCGUUAGCGACUAACAAUCUCUCUGGGCCCAUGCCCACGUCCCUCUACAAUAGCUCAUCCAUUAUAUCAUUCUCUAUUGUCGUAAAUAAUGUUAGCGGGUCUCUUCCUUCUGAUCUGUUCCUGACAUUGCCGAAACUCCAAGGAUUCUAUCUUGGUGUUAAUAGUUUUUCAGGACCACUUCCGGCCUCAAUAACUAAUGCUUCUGAACUUAGAAUGAUCGAUAUAAGUCAGAACUCCUUUACCGGACCAAUUCCAGUGGAUUUGGGUGGCCUUAAGAACUUGGAGGUGCUAAACUUUGGUGGGAACCCUCUAGGAACUGAAGAAGGAGAUGAUCUGAGAUUCCUCGCCUCCUUGACCAACUGCACCAAUCUCCGUAUCCUGUGGUCACAACUUAAUAGCUUCAAGGGUGCACUGCCUGAUUCUGUUGGUAACUUCUCAGACACUUUCACAAGCCUUAUGCUGGACCGAAACUUUAUAUCAGGAGCCAUACCAUCAGGAAUAGGGAACCUGGUGAACUUGGAGGUACUGUCAUUGUACAGUAACAAGCUCGUUGGGAGUGUUCCUGACUCCAUUGGGAAACUUUCAAAGUUGAAGAUGUUCUUCAUGUACCAGAACAAUCUCUCUGGGACCAUUCAACAUACUCUUGGUAACAUGACUUCGCUCAUUCAACUCAAUUUACGAGAGAAUAUGCUGGAGGGUGCUCUACCCUCUUCCAUAGGGAACUGCACACAGCUUGACAAUGUUGAUCUAUCCCAGAAUCGCUUCAUCGGUCCUAUACCUGAAGAACUCUUUGGUCUUUCUUCACUCUCGGCAGGCCUGCGACUGGCAAAGAAUCAUUUCACCGGUCGACUGCCAUCUCAGGUUGGUAAUCUCAUCAAUCUCAGAGAGUUAGAUGUUUCAGAGAACAGCAUGUCCGCAGAACUUCCUUCCACUUUAGGUACCUGUCAGGUGCUGGAAUUGCUCGUCUUGAGAGGGAACAAAUUCAAUGGAACCAUUCCAUCCUCUCUGAAGAACCUAAGAGGCCUGCAGGUACUGGAUCUUUCUCGAAAUAAUUUGUCCGGACCGAUUCCAGGAUUCUUGGGAGAUCUGCCUCUCAUAGAGAAUCUUAACCUUUCUUUCAACAUGUUCGAGGGCGAAGUGCCAAAUGGAAGAAUAUUUGAUAAUAUCAGUGCGGUAUCACUUGCUGGGAAUAGUAAGCUGUGUGGAGGACCUCCCGUCUUGCAAUUGUCAAAAUGUAAAAUUCCACGGAGUCGAAGACGAACAUGGACGACAGUGGUGGCAGUAUGUGUCACAACCGCCAUUCUCUUAACAUUACUGAAUAUAAUUGCAUUUGUUCUUUAUAGAUCAAAAGAGUCAAAAGCGGAAGCAGAAAGUACUACCGGUUUUCUGCACUGGGAUCCCCAUCCGAAGUUGUCUUACAUGGAAAUUUCUGAAGCAACAGACGGAUUCUCUCCUUCAAACAUAAUCGGAGAGGGAAGCUUUGGUGUAGUCUAUAAAGGCGUCUUGGCAAGCAGUGAACAGGUUGUUGCUGUGAAGGUACUUAAACCAGACAUACGGGGAGCAGACCAGAGCUUCCUGGCUGAGUGUGAAGCUUUGAGGAACAUCCGACACCGGAACCUCGUGAAGACUAUCACUUCUUGCUCGAGCACUGAUUCCCAAGGAAACCACUUCAAAGCUCUGAUGUUAGACUACAUGCCCAAUGGAAGCCUCGAGAAAUGGCUACAUCCGAUUCCGAAUGAUACUGGAGAAAAUGAUAAUGGCACGACGUUGAGCAUAAUGCAGAGGUUGAACAUAGCCAUUGAUAUGGCCUCAGCAUUGCAUUAUCUACACCACCAAUGUCAGACACCCAUAGUUCAUUGUGACUUGAAGCCGAACAAUGUUCUUCUCGACCUAGAUUUUUCUGCACAUCUAAGUGAUUUUGGCCUUGCAAAAUUUCUCACAGCUGAAAAAUCUGGAAUAACUACUAGUUCAAUUGGGUUAAGAGGAACUAUCGGCUAUGUAGCACCAGAAUAUGGUUUUGGUGGCGAGGCAUCGGCACUGGGUGACGUCUACAGUUUUGGAAUUCUCUUGCUCGAGAUGUUUACAGGGAAGAGACCAACUGGGCCCAUGUUCGGAGGCAAUUUUGGGCUUCGUGAAUUCGUCGAACAAUCUCUUCUUCCUGAUGGGCAGAUGCAAGUGAUAGAUCCUAUGCUUUGUUUGGGAGAAGUGGAAGGCAGCCUUCGUGAAUGCUUGGUCUCAGUCCUUCGAGUAGGCCUCAAGUGCUCGAAUUCCUCGCCUAAAGAGAGGGUGGACAUUGGAGAAGCUCUCCAAGAACUCUCCAAGGCGCGUGAUGUCCUCGAUAAUACUACUAGGUACUCAUGUGUAGUCACCCAUUAGCUGCUAUUCAUAUGCUGUAUACGUGCUGCUGCAUGUACACGGGACGUUCCCAGCAUAAAGAAGAUCCGUGUAACAGUUGGAAGUUCUGCCACUGAUAACUUGAUUUGCGUGUUUUUGAGUGCAUUUCCAAGUAAUUAUAUGUUGUUUAUUCUGUUGCU
This is a messenger RNA of Punica granatum (pomegranate), 3266 nucleotides long. The record is from RefSeq and is a predicted model, not a curated record. NCBI's taxonomy places the organism in Eukaryota, Viridiplantae, Streptophyta, Magnoliopsida, Myrtales, Lythraceae.